This is a messenger RNA of Dictyostelium discoideum AX4, 639 nucleotides long. RefSeq lists its product as hypothetical. NCBI's taxonomy places the organism in Eukaryota, Evosea, Eumycetozoa, Dictyosteliales, Dictyosteliaceae. The coding region runs from base 1 to 639 and encodes 212 amino acids. The record is from RefSeq and is a predicted model, not a curated record. Gene Ontology annotation, cellular component: extracellular region. The transcript is spliced from 3 exons.
AUGAAGAGUUUAUUUUUAAUUUUAAUUUUAUGUAUUACUAUUCCAUUAAUUUUUGCAAACGAAUCACAAUAUGAAGACCAUCCAAUAACCAAAGUAACAUAUGGAAGUAUGGUUAAAUUAGCUCAUGUUCCAACUAAUUUCAGACUCCAUUCACAUAAAGUUAGUUAUGGUAGUAGUGGUGGUGGUAGUGGCCAACAAUCUGUUACUGGUUUCCCAGAAAAUGAUGAUACAAAUAGUCUUUGGGUUAUCAAAGGACCACAUGGUAAUCGUGUAUUACAAGGCACUGUUGUUAAGAAUGGAGAUAUAAUUAGAUUGGUUCAUUCAAAUACUAAAAAGAAUUUACAUAGUCAUUUAGCAGUUUCACCAUUAACCAAACAAAAUGAAGUUAGUUGUUUUGGUGAAAAUGGAGAAGGUGAUACAGGUGAUAAUUGGAUCGUUGAAACUGAAAGUGGAAAAGAAUGGAUGAGAGGUCAAGUCGUUCGUUUCAAACAUGCAGAUACAAAAACUUAUUUACAAGCAAUUGAAAGCGCAAAAUAUCAAAAUCCAAUUCCUGGUCAAAUCGAAAUCUCUGGUGGUAAAUCUAAAAAUGAAGAUACUAAAUGGAGAACUGAAGAAGGAAUUUAUUUUGAUGAAAAAUAA